Jaculus jaculus (lesser Egyptian jerboa) is the source of this 1176-nucleotide messenger RNA. RefSeq names its product HLA class II histocompatibility antigen, DR alpha chain. The coding region runs from base 44 to 808 and encodes 254 amino acids. The record is from RefSeq and is a predicted model, not a curated record. The transcript is spliced from 5 exons. Gene Ontology annotation, molecular function: MHC class II protein complex binding. NCBI's taxonomy places the organism in Eukaryota, Metazoa, Chordata, Mammalia, Rodentia, Dipodidae. Gene Ontology annotation, biological process: antigen processing and presentation of exogenous peptide antigen via MHC class II; positive regulation of T cell activation; immune response. Gene Ontology annotation, cellular component: MHC class II protein complex; membrane.
ACUCUCUUGUGAGCUCUUCUCGCCCCUCUGCCCAACCAAGAACAUGACUACAAAUGGAGCUCUGGUGUUAAUGUUCUCCAUGGCUCUUCUGGUGAGCCCUCAGGAAUCGUGGGCUAUCAAAGAGGAACACAAGAUCAUCCAGGCCGAGUUCUACCUGGCCCCUGACAAAAUAGGAGAGUUUAUGUUCGACUUCGAUGGUGACGAGAUUUUUCAUGUGGAUAUGCAAAAGAGUGAGACAGUCUGGCGACUUACAGAAUUCGGGCAGUUUGCUAGUUUUGAGGCUCAGGGUGCAUUGGCCAACAUCGCUGUGGACAAAGCCAACCUGGACAUCAUGAUGAAGCGUUCCAACUACACUCCGGGCAGCAAUGUGCCUCCAGAGGUCACCGUGCUCUCCAAGGGCCCCGUGGAGCUGGGAGAGCCCAACAUCCUCAUCUGCUUCAUUGACAAGUUCUCUCCACCCAUGGUCAAUGUCACCUGGCUUCAAAAUGGAAAACCCGUCACCACAGGAGUGUCCGAGACCGUCUUCCUGCCCCGGGAAGACCACCUUUUCCGCAAGUUCCACUACCUCACCUUUGUGCCCUCCACUGAAGAUGUCUAUGACUGCAUGGUGGACCACUGGGGUUUGGAAAAGCCUGUCCUCAAGCACUGGGAGUUUGAAGAACAAACGUCCCUCCCAGAGACUACAGAGAAUGUGGUGUGUGCCCUCGGUCUGAUUAUGGGCCUGGUGGGCAUCAUCACUGGGACCAUCUUCAUCAUCAAAGGCAUGCACAAGCAGAACGCCAGGGAGCAUCGCCAAGGGAACCUGUGAGGCUCGUGGAGGUGGCGACCUUCGACGGAAGAUCAACGAAGAAAUUUCUGCUGUAAUAGUUUUUGGAAGAUGACAUUAUUUAGUGCUUUGCCUCCGUGAAAAUAUUCACUUCAGCAGUUUCCAGCGUUAAACCUUAGGCGUGGUGUGUAAUGUCUAGCUGGGUUCCCCUAUCCAGGCUCUGUUCUGUGUCUGUUUGGCCUCUGUCCAUUUUCUCACUGCCAUGCAGUUCCGCUGUGGCAAAUACCACAGGAUUCUGUCUCUGCCACGGAGCUUCCGGGAGAGGUGCCUCCUCUGUACUUUUGGCUUCAGGUGUCUCUGAACUGUGACCUGUUGUGCUACAUCCAAUAAACUUUGAUGGGUCAUGUGGA